Messenger RNA from Daldinia caldariorum, 1662 nucleotides. RefSeq names its product tyrosine tRNA ligase. Gene Ontology annotation, molecular function: ATP binding; tyrosine-tRNA ligase activity. Bases 322 to 1491 code for a protein of 389 amino acids. Gene Ontology annotation, biological process: tyrosyl-tRNA aminoacylation. The transcript has 2 exons. Lineage: Eukaryota; Fungi; Ascomycota; Sordariomycetes; Xylariales; Hypoxylaceae. The record is from RefSeq and is a predicted model, not a curated record.
UGAUAUAUUCAUCGGCCGCUCCGUGAAGACACAUACCCAAAGAUACAUCAGUACAAAGGCGCAGUUAAGUUUAUUCCAAUUUUAGAUGCCGAUAUCUCCGGCGGGACAAGCCCCACAUGUCCCUGAAUCGGUGCCCCUCCUACCCCUCUGACUCAAAAAUAGGUACCUAAAAUAAUACUACACGUUACUGAACUACGUACAAUUCAAUUAAAAGACCAAAAAAAAAAAGAAAAAAAAAGUGUGAAAGCGGAAGAGAGCGUUCCUAAUUUUUGUUUCGCAACACAUACCAAUAUACCGACUUAGCGCAAACCCUCGAAAAAAAUGACCCCCGAGGAGUCGAUUGCCUUGAUCAAGGUCGGUUUGACCGAAGUCCUCAACCCCGAAAUCAUCGACGAUGUUAUUCUCAAUCAAAAACGAGACCUCAGAGUCUACUGGGGAACAGCGACGACGGGGCGGCCGCACUGCGGCUACUUCGUCGCGAUGGUGAAGAUCGCAGAACUUCUGCACGCCGGGUGCCACGUCAAAAUCCUUCUCGCCGAUUUACACGCUUAUCUCGACAACAUGAAGGCCCCCCUCGAACUGAUCGAGCAAAGAGUCAAGUACUACGAAUACAUCGUGAAGAGCUUACUGAGGGCUGUGGGCGUGGACAUCACAAAGCUGGAGUUCAUCAAGGGAAGUUCCUACCAGAAGAGCGAGAAUUACACUAUGGACCGAUUCAAGCUGGAGGGUAUGACUAGGAUAUCGGUUGCUCAGAAGGCUGGCGCCGAGGUCGUCAAGCAGACCAACGACCCCUUCCUGGGUGGUCUUACUUACCCCCUCAUGCAAGCGCUGGAUGAAGAGUACCUCGAUGUCGACGCGCAGCUCGGCGGUCUGGAUCAGCGCAAGAUCUUCACAUUCGCGCUGGAGAACUUACCAAAGAUCGGCUACAGGGUCAGGACGCAUCUGAUGCACUCAAUGGUUCCCGGUUUAGGAGAGGCGCAAAAGAUGAGCUCCAGCGAGCCCGAUUCCAAGAUCGACUUGCUGGACUCGGCCGAUUUGGUGGCUAAGAAGUUGAAGAAGGCCGUGUGCGUGCCUAAGAAGAUCGAGGGCAACGGCGUGGUGGCUUUCGUAGAGCACGUCAUUUUCCGGGUAGUGGCUAUAAAGACGGGAGGAAAGCCUCACUUUACGGUUGAGAGGCGGGAAGGAGAGCCCCUCAUCUACGACGACAUUGAGAAGUUAAAGGCUGAUUACGAGGCCGAUAUACUCACCCCCCAGCUUCUCAAGGCCGCUUUAACGAAAGCGCUAAACGAGCUCUUAGAUCCUAUCAGAAAGGAGUUCGAGGCGUCAGAGGAAUGGCAGAAGGUUGCCGAGCUGGCUUACCCGCCGGAAGAAAAGCAGCAGAAGGUGAAGAAGCAGAAGGAUAAGGGCGACCCGGCUAAGCGUGCGGCUGCGCUCGCGGCCAAGGCAGAGCAGCUGAAGUUGCAGGAGGGCGGAAGCGAAGAGUCGAAAUAGAAACAAGUUAUGAUGAUACCUUAUGAUACCUUGUCUUGUAGCAGAGACUGGAUAGAUCUGAUGCUAACACAUGAAAAAAAUGGUGUGCCUUGCAUUUUCUUGGAGCCCUUAGGAGCCGAUAGAUGAAUACCAUGGUUAUUUUAGAUCUUAUCUUGUAUGAGAUAUUUUUAU